Messenger RNA from Anolis sagrei ordinatus, 1854 nucleotides. It is a transcript of the gene ASIC4, whose product is annotated as acid sensing ion channel subunit family member 4. Gene Ontology annotation, molecular function: ligand-gated sodium channel activity. Gene Ontology annotation, cellular component: plasma membrane. The record is from RefSeq and is a predicted model, not a curated record. Lineage: Eukaryota; Metazoa; Chordata; Lepidosauria; Squamata; Anolidae. Gene Ontology annotation, biological process: sodium ion transmembrane transport.
GGAAAGAUCUAGGACGCCUUGCCUCUGGGCUCUGCCACGACAUCGGUUGAACUGGGGAUCCCUUUGUGGUUGAGAAGAUGCCCCUUUCCUGUUGCCCAGAUGGGUCUCCUCCUCGGCCCCAUUUGGAUGGCUCCCUGGCACAAGCGACCUCCCGCUUCCUGCGUGUGACCAAGCUGCAUGGGCUGCACUACAUGGGCUCCCGCCAGCAGUCUUGGCCCCAGCGCCUCCUCUGGAGUGGAGCCUUCUUGGCUUCUGUGGGGCUGCUGUGCACAUGGUCAGCCAAUCGGAUGCAAUACCUGCGCUCUAAGCCAGUCCACACCAAAGCCCACAUGCUUUGGGACCCCCUGAUGCACUUCCCUGCAGUCACCUUCUGCAACCACAACCCAGUUCGCUUCCUCCAGCUCACAAGGCCUGAUCUGUACUCCGUUGGGCACUGGCUGGGGCUGACCUAUGAGAACCGCUCCCUGCUCCCCAGUGUCCUGGAAGAGCUGCCUGAAGAGCAACGCCCCUGGCUCAUACACCUGGGCAACUAUACGCGAUUCCUGCCACCUCGACUUUCUCCGCAUACAAUGGAGAGCUUCUUCCAUCGCCUGGGCCAUCAGAUUGAGGACAUGCUGCUGGAGUGUCACUUCCAGGGCAAACCCUGUGGGCCCCAAGACUUCACCCCUGUCUACACACGCUAUGGGAAAUGCUACACAUUCAACGGCGACCGAAAUAAACCACGGGUGACUCGCCAGAGCGGGAUGGGCAAUGGGCUGGAAAUCAUGUUGGACAUUCAGCAGGAGGAGUAUCUGCCCAUCUGGAGAGAGACCAAUGAGACAUCAUUUGAAGCUGGAAUUCGGGUACAGAUCCACAGCCAGGAUGAGCCACCCUAUAUCCAUCAGUUGGGAUUUGGAGUCUCUCCUGGUUUUCAGACUUUUGUCUCCUGUCAGGAACAACGGCUGACGUACCUGCCACAGCCAUGGGGGAGCUGCCGGGCCAGCGUGAAGGGGGAACAGGUCCUUCCUGGCUAUGAGAGCUACAGCAUCGCUGCUUGCAGACUGCAAUGCGAGAAGGAGGCUGUGGUGCGUAACUGCCAGUGCCGCAUGGUGCAUAUGCCAGGUAAUGAAACCAUCUGCUCACCCAAUGUCUACAUUGAAUGUGCUGACCACACACUAGAUACAGCUGUGGAAGAUUCCCAGGACCGCUGUGUCUGUCCAACACCGUGCAACAUGACACGUUAUGGCAAGGAGAUAUCUAUGGUGCGCAUUCCCAACAAGGGAUCAGCCCGGUACUUGGCUCGCAAGUACAACCGCAAUGAGACCUACAUUCGGGACAAUUUCUUGGUGCUGGACAUCUUCUUUGAGGCACUGAACUAUGAAUCGAUUGAGCAGAAGAAGGCAUACAACUUGGCUGGCCUUCUGGGGGACAUCGGAGGUCAAAUGGGCCUCUUUAUCGGAGCCAGUGUUCUAACUGUCUUGGAAAUCCUUGAUUACAUCUAUGAAGUGAUCCGUGACAAAGUAGCCCAUGGCUUACGGCGCUCCAAACCUCCUCUAAAGAAGCCUUCAGGCAGUAUUGCCACUUUGGGACUGGAGGAGAUCAAAGAGCAGAGUCCCUGUGAUACCCUUGGACGUCACGCUGAGGGCACCUACCCUACGGGUCUCCUGCCGAACCACCACCAUCGCCACCACUACUCAGCCCAAGGGGUCUUCGAAGACUUUGCUUGCUAGUCUGGCCUGUGUCACUGCUCCCCCUUUCCCCCUUCCUCCCAAAAUGAAGGCAGUGCUUCUGGAGCAGCCUCGGACACAGCAAGUCCCACCCUUUGCCAUGAGCUCUUCCAAGUCCAAAACCCAGACCAAGCAAUUUCUUCCCACC